Alternaria atra is the source of this 1215-nucleotide messenger RNA. RefSeq lists its product as uncharacterized. Bases 1 to 1215 code for a protein of 404 amino acids. The transcript has 3 exons. Gene Ontology annotation, molecular function: transmembrane transporter activity. Gene Ontology annotation, cellular component: membrane. NCBI's taxonomy places the organism in Eukaryota, Fungi, Ascomycota, Dothideomycetes, Pleosporales, Pleosporaceae. The record is from RefSeq and is a predicted model, not a curated record. Gene Ontology annotation, biological process: transmembrane transport.
AUGAACCCAAUCCAAGCUUACCCCGCCGAAGGCGUCGUUGUACAAGGUGCGCAUCACGGACAUUAUGCGCCUGAGGCAGUCGACAACAAAACCGGCGCUGGCACAUAUGUGACGUCUGAAAAUGAGUCGCAUAAUGGUGCGCCCGGGAAUGUGAUUCUGGCGCGCGAUGCGCAGACCAAGGGACGCUGGUUUCAAUACCUCAAGACGAAGCAAUUUUGGAUCACUUUGGUGUUGGGGCAGGUCCUCGCUCUCUGUAUCACCGGCACUAACACAUUAUCGUCUCUGCUCGCUGAAGAGGGUACAUCGAUCCCCGCAUUCCAAUCCUUCUUCAACUAUGUCCUGCUCAACAUAAUCUACACAUCAUACACUCUUUACAAAUACGGCUUCAAGAAAUGGGGACGUCUUGUCAUAAAAGAUGGUUGGAGAUUUUUCAUACUAGCCUUUAUGGAUGUCGAGGGCAAUUACUUCAUCGUGCUAGCAUACCGCUACACGACCAUUCUCAGCGCCCAACUAAUCAACUUCUGGGCCAUCGCCGUCGUCGUGAUAAUAUCUUUUUUCUUCCUCAAGGUCCGCUACCACUACACACAAAUCUUCGGUAUCCUCCUCUGCAUCGGCGGUCUAGGCGUAAUCUUCGGUUCUGAUCACAUCACCGGCACCAACAACUUUGGCGCCACAGACCAAGUCAAGGGCGAUCUUUUCGCGCUGCUCGGCGCUACUUUCUACGGCCUAUCCAACGUUUUCGAGGAGUGGUUGGUUUCUGAACGACCGCUGUACGAGGUUGUUGGUCAACUUGCCUUCUGGGGCAUGUUCAUUAAUGGUACGCAAGCUGGCAUUUUCGACCGUGCUGCUUUCCGCAGUGCGGUUUGGAAUGCGAGGGUUGGCGGGUAUCUCACAGGAUACACGCUCAUCCUUUCGCUCUUCUACUCUCUUGCACCGGUACUCUUCCGUCUCAGCUCCGCCGCUUUCUUCAACAUUUCCUUGCUUACGGGAAGCUUUUGGGGUGUAGCGAUCGGUGUCAAGGUGUUUGGACUGAACAUUCACUGGAUGUAUCCUAUCGCGUUCGUUCUCAUCAUCAUUGGCCAGGUUAUCUACUUCCUAAGACAGAGUCUUGUGGGUGAGGCGCUGAAGCCGUGGUUGGGCAAGGACCAGGAGAGGGGACAUGCUGGAGUUGGUACGGCCAGGAGGAGGGCUGAGAGGCCUGAGGCUAUCGUUUAG